AAUUGACAAAUUAAAAAUUUGUUGGAAUUUUUUUUCUCGCUGUUAUUUUAAUACGAUCCCCGAAUUGAUCACAUGUUUUUCUGAUGAAAUUUUCAUUUUUUGAUUUUGUAGUUUUCAUAAAUUGUCAUUAAUUUUAAUUAUGGCAAAGUUCAUUUACCAGAUGAUUGUCACUGGAACUCAAAUUGUUGGUCGUGCUUUUGCUAGGGCUCUUAAGCAAGAAAUGCAAGCAAGUCAACAAGCAGCUCAAAGACGUGCUACUUCAGCUGGAGCCAAUCAAGAAAGUGCAACUCAAGACCUUAGACACGGAAUUAGUUUAGAGGAAGCAACAAGAAUAUUGAAUAUUGAAAAACAACUUAAUAAGGAAGAAAUAGAGAGUAAAUAUAAUCAUUUAUUUGAGGUUAACGAUAGAAGUAAAGGUGGCUCAUUCUAUCUUCAGUCAAAGGUAGUAAGAGCUAAGGAAAGAAUUGACCAAGAAUUACAAUUAAUGGGCGAGAAGCAAAACAAGAGAAAUGAACAAUCAAAUUCAUCGGUGAGAUAGUCCACAAGGAUUAGAGAUACCGGUCGAUAGUCAUUGAUAAUUAUUCAUCUUGUUGAAAUGUUAACUUCAAUCAAUUUGAGAAAAUUAUAUUAGAUAUUUAAUCUAAUCAAUUUAUAUGUAGAAUAAAUUACUUUUGAUGAUUUCAUCUUGGAAAAUAAUUAAAAUGUAAAAAGUACAAUGUGAAUAGAUUAA
Messenger RNA from Panonychus citri (citrus red mite), 730 nucleotides. RefSeq names its product mitochondrial import inner membrane translocase subunit tim16-B-like. The transcript has 5 exons. Gene Ontology annotation, cellular component: TIM23 mitochondrial import inner membrane translocase complex. The coding region runs from base 140 to 538 and encodes 132 amino acids. Lineage: Eukaryota; Metazoa; Arthropoda; Arachnida; Trombidiformes; Tetranychidae. Gene Ontology annotation, biological process: protein import into mitochondrial matrix. The record is from RefSeq and is a predicted model, not a curated record.